AUGGAUAAACAAGUUGAACAGAGGAUACUUAACAAAGAGAAGAGACUUGAUAGAGGCAUCCAGACACGACUUUAUGAAAAUUCAACAAACAGAAAGAGGAAGCCUGGCAAGGACCUUGUGCUUAAUUUCUGCUUCCUUUCAAGUGAGAUUGUAAGAAUGGUUCUUAAGAAUAUGCUGAAAAAGAUCCCUAUUUCAUUUGAUGAUGUCCAGUCUCUAAAUUUACAUGAGUUUUGGAAUGAAAGGUCAUUUAAGAAAGUACUAGAGAGGCCUUUUACUAAAGAAAUAUCUCAAUGUUACAUAAACUUUAAUAGGCACAAUUUUUUGAUUGCUAAAGUUAACUUUAGAAAUAUUUUCAAAUAUCUUUCUUUGGUAACAAAAAAAUUUAUUUUAUCAGGCUUGUUGAUAAAUCAGAAAACUUUAAGAAAAAUUAUUCAAAUUGGGAGGCAUAUUGAAACAAUAAGCUUUGGAGAUUGAAUAAUAAGAUUUAAUAUUUUUGAAUUAAGCAACUGAAUAAAUUAUUCUAUCAAAGAAAUCAAAAUAAUUGUUUGAAAUGGUCAAGAAGUUGAAUAUUGGAAUCAGCAUCCUCGAAAAAUAUUAUAUCUAUUGCAAACCUUCUCAAAGACCAAUCUAAAAGAAUCUUUAAAGAAAUUGGAAUUCAAUGUCCCUUGAUUCACAGCAAACAUUCAAAUUUGGGCUAAGGAAACAGGAAUGAAUAAUACCAGUUGAUCAAUUAAUAACUAA
This is a messenger RNA of Moneuplotes crassus, 741 nucleotides long. The record is from the annotation of a GenBank genome assembly. NCBI's taxonomy places the organism in Eukaryota, Ciliophora, Spirotrichea, Euplotida, Euplotidae.